Messenger RNA from Arabis nemorensis, 1929 nucleotides. The record is from the annotation of a GenBank genome assembly. Lineage: Eukaryota; Viridiplantae; Streptophyta; Magnoliopsida; Brassicales; Brassicaceae.
AUGACGACGUCGUUUCGAUCUCCGGCGGGAGUCGCCACCGUGUUUUCCGCCGAUCAGAAGAUCCGGCUUGGGAGGCUCGAUGUUCUGAGGUCAUCUCGUACGGGUUUCCUCGGAAGAAAUGUGAGCGGUGUUCAUUCGGUGCCUCCAUCGUCAUCAUCUUCUUCGUCUAUCCAAGCCGUAUCUACGCCGGCGAAGACUGAGACGGCGAAAACCACCAAGAGGAGUAAGGUUGAAAUAAUCAAGGAGAAGAGUAAUUUCAUAAGGUAUCCUCUUAACGAGGAGCUUCUUACAGAGGCUCCAAACGUCAAUGAAUCGGCGGUGCAGCUCAUCAAGUUCCAUGGAAGCUACCAACAGUACAACAGAGAGGAACGUGGUGGAAGAUCUUACUCUUUCAUGCUCCGUACUAAGAACCCAAGUGGCAAGGUCCCUAACCAGCUCUACUUGACUAUGGAUGACUUAGCUGAUGAGUUUGGCAUUGGUACGCUUCGUUUGACUACUAGGCAAACGUUUCAGCUUCAUGGUGUUGUGAAGCAGAAUCUCAAGACUGUGAUGAGCUCAAUUAUAAAAAACAUGGGUAGCACUCUUGGUGCUUGUGGUGAUCUGAACAGAAAUGUUCUUGCUCCGGCUGCGCCUUAUGUCAAGAAAGACUAUCUGUUUGCGCAAGAAACAGCCGAUAACAUCGCAGCUCUUCUCAGUCCUCAAUCAGGGUUCUAUUAUGACAUGUGGGUUGAUGGUGAGCAGUUUUUGACAGCUGAGCCACCUGAGGUUGUGAAGGCUAGAAAUGAUAACUCUCAUGGAACUAACUUUGUCGACUCUCCUGAGCCCAUUUAUGGCACUCAGUUCUUGCCGAGGAAGUUCAAGAUCGCUGUAACUGUGCCUACUGAUAACUCCGUUGAUCUUCUCACCAAUGACAUUGGUGUUGUUGUAGUUUCAGAUGAAAAUGGGGAACCCCAGGGUUUCAAUAUAUACGUUGGUGGAGGUAUGGGAAGAACACACAGAAUGGAGUCUACUUUUGCUCGCAUUGCGGAACCAUUAGGUUACGUGCCUAAGGAGGAUAUUUUGUAUGCUGUGAAGGCCAUUGUUGUCACACAGCGAGAACACGGCAGAAGAGAUGAUCGCAAAUACAGUAGAAUGAAGUAUCUGAUCAGCUCCUGGGGAAUUGAAAAGUUCAGAGAUGUGGUUGAGCAAUACUAUGGUAAAAAGUUUGAGUCUUCCCGUGAUUUGCCAGAGUGGGAGUUCAAGAGUUAUUUGGGAUGGCAUGAGCAGGGAGAUGGUGCUUGGUUUUGUGGGCUUCAUGUAGACAGUGGACGCGUUGGUGGUAUCAUGAAAAAGACACUGAGAGAAGUCAUCGAGAAGUACAACCUUGAUGUGCGUAUCACACCCAAUCAAAACAUUGUAUUAUGUGAUAUCAAGAGCGAAUGGAAGCGCCCCAUCACCACGGUGCUUGCUCAGGCUGGCCUACUGCAACCAGAGUUUGUAGACCCUCUCAACCAAACCGCAAUGGCUUGCCCAGCUUUUCCUUUGUGCCCUCUAGCUAUAACCGAGGCAGAGCGUGGGAUUCCCAGCAUUCUAAAACGAGUGCGAGCAAUGUUUGAGAAGGUUGGUCUUGAAUAUGAUGAAUCCGUUGUGGUAAGAGUUACUGGUUGCCCUAAUGGAUGUGCUAGACCAUACAUGGCUGAACUCGGUCUAGUCGGGGAUGGUCCAAACAGCUAUCAGGUUUGGUUAGGUGGAACACCGAACCAGACACAAAUAGCGAGGGCUUUCAUGGACAAGGUGAAGAUUCACGACUUUGAGAAAGUCUUUGAGCCAUUGUUUUACAACUGGAAAAUUGGGAGACAAUCAAAGGAAUCAUUUGGAGAAUUCACAACCCGCAUGGGAUUUGAGAAACUCAAGGAGCUGAUAGAUACAUACGAAGGAUCUCCUAAGUAG